CCCUGACCUAUAACGAGCAUACCUGUCGCGUCGUAGGACCCCUAACUGGGGGAGAGGAGACCCUCCCCCAUCCUGGGACUAGAUAGUCAUGUCGCGACAGCAGGGCAUAGGCGAUAUAGUGAGGUGUGGUAUUCCAGAACUUUAGGUUGAAAGUCAGGAGUGGGCCUACCUCACUACAAGUUGGUGAAUGGAAAGGAACAAGAUCUACCUGGGGAAUCCUUUCCACUUGUUCUCCCUUCCCCCCAGCCAAAUAUUAGGACCCCCAGCUCUCCACAGGAAGUAUCCCCAGUUCCCUUCUUCCCUUAGUGAUGUAGAGAGGACGCCGGCGGGCCGCAGGUUCUUCUCCUUUUAGCAGUUGCCCUUCCAGAGAUUCCCAACAUCAGAUUGAAACCAAAAAGGAGACCCAGGCAUUUGAGUUGAGUGAUUGGAUCAGACACCCCCAGCUAUGACCAGUUCCCCUGUAUCUAGAGUUGUCUACAAUGGCAAAAGGAAUAGUAGUCCCCGGUCUCCAAGCAACAGCAAUGAGAUCUUUACCCCAGCUCAUGAAGAGAACGUUCGCUUCAUUUAUGAAGCAUGGCAGUGUGUGGAACGAGAUCUCCGGAACCAGAUGUCUGGCAGUGAACGAGGCCUGGUGGAGGAGUAUGUGGAAAAGGUUCCUAACCCCAGCCUGAAGACUUUCAAACCUUUUGACUUGAGUGACCUGAAACGCCGGAACACACAAGAUGCCAAGAAGUCCUAAGGGCAGUGGCCUGGCCGCUCCCUUCCUCCCCAUGGCCUCUGGAAGAUUGAAAGUUGCAGAAUUUAUGUUGGUUUUUCUCCCUCUCCUCUGGGCCCAUCUCCCUGGCAGGGCAAGUAAAGGGCCAUGCUCAUGUUGGGCUGAGUACCUGCAAGGAUGGACUUGAUUGACACUCAAGGCCCUCCCUCCCCUUCUCCUCCUUCCUUUUUCUUUAGGGAGGUUCCAAGUUGUUACUGUGACUUGGGGGACUUGGCCCCUGUCACCACCCAUCCUCUCAUACUCUAACCUGUGUGUCUCUGGAGUUGCCUGUCUCUGUCUGCCCUCCAAGCAGCCUAGGGCCCUCAUUUUCCCUUUUUGGCUUUUAGAUGCCAAGGCAGCUGAGCAUGGCAACCCUCCCAUCUCUUCCUGUACUUCUGAGAUAAGGUGGAAGGAGCAGGGGACAUCUGGGGGGGCCUGGGACCAGUGGGAGUUGAAUCAAAUUAGUUCUCUAAGGUGGUGAGGUGGGAGCUCCAUCCUCCCACAACUUGGUUCCACUGUAAACAUCUGCUAUUGCCUCUGUCUUGGGCGAGCUGGGAAAUCUCCAUUCUUCCUUUCCCAGGUGUUCAACUGAGCCUCUUUCCCUGCUUUCCAAACCCUUUUGGCCCCAGCUCCCUCAUGCCUGGGUAGCCCUCUAGGACCCAUUCCCCACAGGGUUAUCAGGCAGCCAUGCCAAGUGUCUCCUAAAUCAGCAGCCUCUCUCCCUUAGGAGCCCCACACCCUGAGGCUCAGUGGCUGCUAUUGUUCCCUGGUCUAUCCUAUUCCCAGCUGGUAGUUUUACUGAGAGGGUUACCAGUAGUUCCCUUUUUUCUUUUUGUUACAGUUUGAGAGCUGAGUUGUUUGCCAUUACUCUGUAGCCUGAGGAGCUGUAAAUAAAGAUGGGGUUAGGCGUUUGGAAUGUGCCUCUGGCUGAGUUUGUAGCCCCCUAUAGCCAAGUUGGUCAGGCCUGAUAUUGUUUCAAGGGCCCACUCAAUACUAGUACCUUGAGUAUCAGGCCAUUUUUCCUCCUAGGCCUUGGGAUGGGCUUCCAGCAUGAGACCUGAACAGGUGGUAGAAAGAAUCUUUUACAAUUUUAUCUUAUGUGUCAAGAAUAUAUUGUCUUUCUUAGGGCUUUGGAUUUGAUAAAAAUGAAAUUAGAGGUUAUGAGCAAGAUCAUGAGAGUCCAGAUAUUAUGGGAUGUCAUUAAUAUAUGCUCAAAGAGCUUUCCUAACAAAGGAAUUGUGAAAAUUUCUCUGCUCCCAUGAUAUUUAUUGGCUUGACUUUUCAUUAGAAGGCACUGGAUCUGAGAGCCUGCCUCUCCUGGUCAGUAGUGACCCCUGCUCUGGCUCAAACAGUGGCAGAAUUCCUUUCAAUAGUACCAGCUUCUCUAUUAGGCCCAGUUUGGUUUCUGUGAUUUAUCUCAUUCCCUCCUGACCCUAUUGUACCACACUUAGUUUAGUAGAAUAGUCUCCAGUCUUUAUGGGAUAUGGUGCUCUUGGGAAGGGAACAGUAACUUUCCUGUGUAUUUGGACUGGACCUCAGAUUUCCAUUAAUUUCUGCUCUACUCAGAAGAUCUAUCUCUUCUGACAUCUUUUCUUUGAACCUAAUAGAGAAACCUGUGGCCAACAAACAGUAUCCCAUCUGAGGUUUGAGUUCUCAAAUUUGUCAUUAGAUUGACCUAGAAACAUCCCCGACAUUUUGGUCUGUCCAGACAUGGAACAUUCCUCCUGUCUCAGGCAAUUGAAUUCAAACAGGAAUUCUCUAUGAAGAUUUAUUUCAGCAAUGCCCUUUCCCAGAAUAGUCUCCUGGGACUUGGGUGGCAUCUCAGGCAGUAUCAAUGCAAUCCUCUUCCCCCAAGCUUAGGCUAACAGCUGAAGCCCUCUUUGUGCCCUGCCCUGAAUCUUAGCUCCUACUCUGUGGGCACCUUUGCUGUCAGGCCUGGCUAGCUAGCCACAGGGAGGGGAGGGACUGAGAACACAGGGGGAGGAAAAUUUGGUCUCGGACACUGGGAAUAGAUGGUGAUAGUUCUGAGACUGGAGACACAAUCUGAGGAAACGGGAUUCAAAAAAGCCAGAGUUAGCCUUGUUUGUACUUUCAUACUACCAAUUGUUGGUAUUAUAGAGCCAGAAAGGACUUUAGAGAUCUUCUCAUGGAACAGACAAGAGGCUGAGGCUUAGAGCAGGAAGGAAUGUGAUGUUUCUAAUCACUGAAUGAAUUAAUGACAGAGCCAAGACUAGAACCCAGGCCUCUUGACUCCUAAUUAGUAUACUUUCUACUUAUGGAGUAUUUAUCAGAUUGGUUUGGUUUCCUGACAUAAGACUGGAGAACAGAGAGGCAACAGCAACCUGGAGGCCUCUCCUAACCAUCAGUCUGAUACUUGUGACAGCUCAUUUCCUGUCCUAUAUUACAUGGACAUCACUGGAUCCUCGGGGAUCCUUUUACUCACUUUCUCUGCUAAACUUUCACAAAGUCCUUUAAAGCAUUUGACAGCAAUGAGACUGUUUCUACACUUGUGACUUCUGUGUACUGCCAAAGAGAUUGAAUACUAUCUUUUCAAAAAAUAUGAAGAUAUUCAGCUCACUAUGGUUAAAACUGGUUUGAUAGACACUAAAAAGCAAAAAUUUCAGUUUAGUUAAUGAUUCAAUUAAAAAAUAAAGUUUAGAGAAUAAAAAGAAUGUGGUUCAUUUCAGUUUAAGGGUUUACAGUUAGGUAUAGGUCAAGGUCUUAAUCAAGAAUUGACCUGACCCUAGUCAUGGCAAAUUAAGGACCAGUCUUGCCAAUUUUCCACCAUUGAAUUAAUCACUCUUAUCUGUAUCUGUUAUCAACAACCUUUACUUAUAGCUGAUGAUCUCCCAUUCAUGGAGGAUUGAAAAUAUCUGGUUGAAAUUACAGUCUAACUCUAAGUCAAUUCAAUUCAGCAAAUAGGUAUCCACUGUGUGAUAAGCAUUAUGCUAGUUACUACAGAUACUAAAACAAUAGCUUACAUUCUAUGGAGAAGAUAACAGCAUUCAUACACAUAAAAUACAAGUACUUUGAGGAGUGAGCAUUCACUAUGGAGAUUAGGAAAAAUUUUUACAUGGGAAAUGAUAUCUGGACUGACCCUUGGUGAAGAGCCAAGGGAUUUAAUAGAGAGAUAUGAGCAGGGAGUACAUUUACUGAUUCUUUAUUCAUGACAGGCCCACUGACUAGGUGUCUUCAUUGCUCUGUCCCUGAGCCAUUUUGCCUUUUCUAUCUACACUAUCUUGGUAAUCUUAUUAGCUCCCACGGGAUCAAUUAUCUCUAUAAAAAUGAUUGCCAUAUCUAUGUAUCCCUUAGGCAUCUCAACAUUAUCUUUUUCCCAAACUAUCCCCUCUCCUGAGUUUCUCUAUUAUUGUUGAAGGCACUUCCAGCCUCCAGGCUUAAAAUUUCUGUGUCAUCCUCUACUUAUUCUCUUUCACAAAACAUUCAUUUGAUUGCUAAAUCUUGUCAUAUCUAUCUUUACAACAUCUCUCCUAUAUAUUCCCUUGUUGUCUCUUGACUUAUUUCAUUAGCUUUUAAAUUAGUCUCCCUGCCAUAAGUCUUUCCUCACUCUAAUCCAUAUUUCAAUUGCCAGAGAGAUUUUCCUAAAUUGCAGGUCUGAUCAUGUCACUGCUUUAUUUAUUAAACUCCAGGAACUCCGUAUUAUCUCUAGGAUCAAAUGUAAAAAUCUGAGUUUUAUGUUUAAUGCUUUUCUUAAUCUAGCUCCUUCCUAUUUUUCUAAGAAUUUUUUUUUUUAACUUUUACAAAAGAGUUACUUAUCAAGAAGAUAGGGCAGAGCCAAGAUGGCAGAGAUUAGACAGCUCUUUGCCUGAACUCUUUCUGGCUUGCUUCAGAAUCAAUACCAGAUCAAGCUUCUAAAUGCAUUUUGGAGUAAUAGAACCCAAAAAUAUUUGGAAUGUAACAAAUUUCCAACAGAAGAUAUUUUGAAA
Sarcophilus harrisii (Tasmanian devil) is the source of this 4698-nucleotide messenger RNA. It is a transcript of the gene MCRIP1, whose product is annotated as MAPK regulated corepressor interacting protein 1. The coding region runs from base 446 to 739 and encodes 97 amino acids. NCBI's taxonomy places the organism in Eukaryota, Metazoa, Chordata, Mammalia, Dasyuromorphia, Dasyuridae. The record is from RefSeq and is a predicted model, not a curated record. The transcript is spliced from 5 exons.